CUAUCAUGUACAUACACGGUGGACGCCCGCCUUUAACCUUAACCUUUGCUUUGGAGAAACAAUCAUGUUUGGCUUUUGGCGACCAUAAACCCAACCACCCCUGCAAAAGUUUUUAUAACAAAGGGUCCGAACUGACUUUCGUUGCAACGCAAGACUUCAAUGCCACUCAGGCUCUGAAACGUGGGACAAAAUUCGCAAGGGAGGAGGAACCAACGAGACGAGAGAAGAAUAAUGGCAAAGCCCAAAAGCGAAAGUCUGCCAAACCGGCACGCAUACACGCGGGUAUCCUACCUGCACCAGGCCGCCUCCUACCUAGCGACUGUGCAGGUACAAAUCCCAGACGCCGACUCAUCACCACCCCUCAAAGACGCUCAUGAGCUCGCCGCCAGGCUCCAGAAGCUACGCUCCACAAACGAAAAGGUCGCUCGUCGGUUCGUCUCCGAUAUCCGAGCCGUCUCUCUCAAGGCUCAGAUCCGCCCGAGCCCGUCGGUCAAGCAGAUGAUGUGCAAGUUCUGUGACUCGUUGCUCAUCGAGGGCAAAUCGUGCGCUACGACGGUGGAGAAUUUGAGUAAAGGCCGGAAGAAGCCCUGGGCCGAUGUCAUGGUUACGAAGUGCACGACAUGCGGCAAUGUCAAGCGGUUUCCUGUCAGCGCGCCGCGGCAGAAGCGACGACCGUUCAGGGAACCCAAGAGUGUUGAAGGGCAAGAUGAAAUGGUUGUGGACACGACGGCUGAAGGGUCUGCUCAGUUGACUGGAGGUGAAUGAGAGUUUGAUGCCUUCUUUUCAUCGGAAUUCAAGCCCACCAAGUGAUCUACGAGUGGUAAGCCGCUGUCGAGAGCCUCUUAGGCAGAAGAGACUGGGCUUUCCGUAUCGAACUGCGCAGCCUAUUGAGGCUAUGCCGCCAGUCGAGAGGCCAUAACCCUGACGUAUUCUUACAACAGAAUCACCCGCAAAAUGCGUGGCUUAUAGAUUGGCUCUAUCAUCGAGCUAAAGAUGCUCCCAGAAGAAGCGGGAGCUGGAUACUUAUCCCCAAGCUACCACCAUAGU
This is a messenger RNA of Colletotrichum phormii, 1047 nucleotides long. Its product is annotated as RNAse P Rpr2/Rpp21/SNM1 subunit domain-containing protein. The record is from RefSeq and is a predicted model, not a curated record. Gene Ontology annotation, cellular component: nucleolar ribonuclease P complex. The coding region runs from base 232 to 765 and encodes 177 amino acids. Lineage: Eukaryota; Fungi; Ascomycota; Sordariomycetes; Glomerellales; Glomerellaceae. The transcript is spliced from 2 exons. Gene Ontology annotation, biological process: tRNA processing.